Molecule: messenger RNA, 363 nt
Organism: Necator americanus (New World hookworm)
Lineage: Eukaryota; Metazoa; Nematoda; Chromadorea; Rhabditida; Ancylostomatidae
Exons: 3
Coding region: 1-363 (120 amino acids)
Source: RefSeq, a predicted model, not a curated record
AUGACGUCGUCGUUUGCGUCAAUUUGUUUGUCGAUCACGGUUUUGGCAUGCAUUGCCGGUGCGUGUCAGAACCUUCCACUAACGCAAUACGUUGGAUCCAGAGCUUACAUGCUACAGCAACGAAUGGAAUGUCGAGGGUUGAAAGUGUACGAUAUCGACAAUGUACAGGACAUUGAACAAUGCAAGGAAGCAUGCCGACAGUUCGAUUGUGCUGGCGUGAACCUGUUCCAAUUGGGCGAGUUCACGUUCAAAUGCGAAAUUUUGAGCACCCUAUAUGGAAUGAACCCAGCCACAGGAGCAGCCUGCUAUUAUGCAUCCGAUCUAAUGGGUGGUUUUGGUUUCGGUUACGGUCGAAGGAAGUAG